Struthio camelus australis is the source of this 5046-nucleotide messenger RNA. The record is from RefSeq and is a predicted model, not a curated record. NCBI's taxonomy places the organism in Eukaryota, Metazoa, Chordata, Aves, Struthioniformes, Struthionidae.
CUUGCUUUCCAGUUGGCCUGCUGCUGUGGUACUGCUGCUUGUGCCUUGUGCUGCAAAUGCUGCCCCAAGAUAAAGCAGUCAACAAGUACCCGCUUCAUGUAUGCGCUUUACUUCAUCCUGGUGACUAUCAUCUGUUGCGUCAUGAUGUCAACAACAGUAGCUAACGAAAUGAAAGUGCAUAUCCCUUUCUACAAGCAGCUGUGCAAGGGCAUUCAGGCGGGAGACACGUGCGAGAAGCUGGUGGGGUACUCCGCCGUCUACAAAGUCUGUUUUGGAAUGGCCUGUUUCUUCUUUCUCUUCUUCUUGUUCACUAUCAAAAUAAACAACAGCAAAAGCUGCCGAGCAUACGUUCAUAAUGGAUUCUGGCUUAUUAAGCUUAUACUUCUGGCAGCAAUGUGCUCAGGAGCCUUCUUCAUUCCUGAUCAGGACACUUUUCUCAAUGCCUGGCGCUACGUAGGAGCAACAGGAGGUUUCCUUUUCAUUGCCAUUCAGCUCAUCCUGCUUGUUGAGUUUGCACACAAAUGGAAUAAAAACUGGACGGCAGGCGCAAAUCACAAGCAGCUCUGGAACGGUUUGCUGGCUCUGGUCACUCUCGUCUUGUACUCUGUUGCUGUGGCAGCCCUGAUCGUCAUGGCUGUCUUCUACACACGCUCCGAGGGCUGCAUGUACAACAAGAUCCUCAUCGGUGUUAAUGGUGGUCUGUGCCUCUUUGUGUCGCUGGUAGCCAUAUCACCCUGUGUCCAAAAUCGCCAACCCCAUUCUGGUUUGCUGCAGUCAGGAGUCAUCAGCUGCUACGUCAUGUACCUCACUUUCUCAGCGUUAUCCAGCAAGCCUCCAGAAACUAUCCUGGAUGAAAACAAUCAGAACAUCACAAUCUGUGUACCUGAAUUUAGCCAAGGGCUGCACAGUGAUGAAAACCUCGUUACUGGCCUGGGUACUACCAUUCUGUUUUGCUGCAUUUUAUAUUCUUGUUUGACUUCAACAACACGUGCAAGCUCUGAAGCGUUGAGGGGAAUAUAUGCAGCACCUGAAACUGAAGUAGCUCGUUGCUGCUUUUGCUGUAUGCCCGACGGAGACGUUGAUGCUGAAGAGCACACUGAAAACAGGGGAGGCCAGACUGUGAUUUAUGAUGAAAAGAAAAGCACAGUGUACAGUUAUGCCUACUUCCACUUUGUUUUCUUCUUGGCUUCGCUCUAUGUGAUGAUGACAGUAACUCAUUGGUUCCAUUAUGAAAGCGCUCAGAUUGAAAAAUUCUUCACUGGAACCUGGUCCAUCUUCUGGAUUAAGAUGGUCUCCUGUUGGGUUUGUGUCUUUCUGUAUUUAUGGACUCUAAUUGCUCCACUCUGUUGCCCAACCAGACAGUUCUCAGUAUGAACACUCAGAAGGUCCCCUUUUUUUUUCCUUUGUUUUUCUGUUACAAAUAAAGUACCGCAGUCACUUUAUAAUGAGGAAAUAUCUAUUGCCUAGUUUUCAUAAUGUACUAGUUAGUAACUUUUUAGCCAGACGAAACUAGUGAUUGAAGACUUUUUUAACCUUUUCUAAUUGUCAUGAACAAAUGGUGUCCCAGGGAACGUGUCUGUUCAAAGAUGUUUGUAACACUGAUGUGUAGAGCAUAGGAAACGUGGUUGUUACAUAAACUGGAAUAAGUGAAAUGCUUUUGGAAUAACUGACAAUCUUUCUCCAACUUCUUUGGCAAGAAAAGAAAAAAAAAAUGGUGCAAAUGUAUGUUCUUCCUUCCUGUCAGUGUUGGGUAUCUUCUAGCAAGUAUGCAUUCCUUUUUAUACUCUUUUAUUAACUAUGUCUUUUACAGUGAUUGCAGUAGUGGUUUGGACUGCUAUUUUGUACAGCGUAUAAUUCUCUAAAGUAGUCUCCAGAUUUUUUCCCCAAAAAUGCACCUAAAUACUUUUGUAGAAAUAGAGAAUAUGUAAGAAUUUGACUGCCAAAGCAUCUACUAAAAAUUGUUUAACUAAAUAUUAAAUAUAUUAAGUUAUUGCAAACAUAGUAUGAGAAAGGAAUGUACCAAUGAUAACAGAGUAUUUAUGCUAUUAUAACUUAAAAAAGGCACCUGGAUAUUUUAUGUAAUUCCAAACUCGUCCAGUUAUUAACAGAAGGGAUGUUUGCACACCGAAAUUCUUAAAGCCUUAAUUUUGACCAGUUUUGCUUUGCCGGAUCAGUUAACUGCAAACUGUGUUCUGUACAGGGAUAUAUGAUACGGUACAUUCUUUAUUCAGAAUGUUUGCUGUUGCAGGAAUGCUAAUUACAGGAACUUUGCCAGUUGCUGAUAACUUUAAAAGUGAAGUGCUCAGUUACUAUUGUAACCUGCUGUUUCAACUUGUAUCUAAAGACUUCCCAGGCUCUUCAGUUCUGUUUUCAUUACCAGUUUUAUAAUAUUUAAAAUGUAGUGAGAGUCAGAAAAAGGACUUCAGUGUGUUAUCUUCCUUUUCUGCCUAUGUAUUGGUUGGAAAAUGAUCUAAUUUUAUAUUUUUAUACUUCUCUGUUAGAAUUUUGCUGUAGGAAUGGGAGUUAGCCAACCAAUCCAUUAAUAGAGACUAAACUUCUUUUGGAGAACUUGUGCUCCAAGCAGUGGGAUAAGCAGUCAAAAAAAUAAAACCAGAAAACACAGAUGUGGCAGCAGCUGCCUUAGUAAAAAUGGCUGACUUGACAAUAUUAAAGCCCACCAUGUCACUUUUAUUUGCUCUAAGUAGAUGAGUUGCUGGCAGAACAACACUUCAGACUUUUUAAAUGCUGAAUAAGGUUGAACCCACAUUAGAUAUCCACAUCUCUGCGGGAUAAACUUAUGACUUAUGUUAGUUCCAGAAUUUUUUCUCUUUCUCUCAGACACGAAAUAUUCAGCAUAUAAAUCAACUUAUGUAGCGUUUCUGUUCUUAAAUACAGUUGAGCCUUAAAUCUUCACCUGAUGCUUUCUACAAAAUAGAGAAAAGCACAACAUAGAGGCCAACAAGAUGGCCAAAAUAUUCGCGUGUCUUACUUGUUCUGAUGCAGUAAUUGACAGCUAAUGCACACUGGUGAAUAACCUUAACAUGCGAGGUACCAGUUGUGCUACUGCUGUCUUUAACACUUCUAGCUGCCUUGUUGCUCUGGAAUCGUGGGGGUCCUGCCCUGGGGAGAGCUCGCUAGGGGUGCGAUCUGCCCAACUCCGUGUGCUGUCACCUCAAACAUUAAGUCCACAGGCCUGCAGUCCUCGAAACUUAAGGUACCUACCCCAGUGAUCAGGAGCGCACCAACCCUCAGAAUACCGCUAUCAUGUAAUCUGAUGAGGGAAACUGGGGGGGAAAAGGCUGCCUGUAGGUGAACUCUUGCUCCUCUUCUCCCUGUUUGUUUCUAGAGGAAGAAGGUAGUUGAGUUAUGAAAGCAGCAAAUAGCUUUGGAGAUAGAGGCAAGUUUUUAUCUUUUUUUUUCUUUCUUUUUUGCUUCUGCUAGGAGGUUCUAAUCUUGCCAAGAUCUCUGCUAGCAUGAGGGCCCAUCUCUAUGUCUCUGACUGUGCUUGGAGUCUGGCCACACAGAUCUUUUUGCAGCAGAAGGGCCUUUGUUAAUGCAUUAACAAACCAGAAGUGUUUAUCUGUCCCAUCUCUUAAGAUGAGAGCUUACGGACUGUGCAAUGAAGACUAACAGUUGUCUCACCUAACAUGUAGUGGCUAUUCUGACAAAUGGUCUUGAUUCAAUGUUAAACUGCAACUGAGAUGGUGCAGACUCCCACCCCCUCCCCAGGUAAAUGCUGUUCCCUUAUGUACAGAGGCUUGUAGGAGUUGCCACAGAUAUCUUGUAGUAUGAGAAAUCAAGCAUAUUUCACUAAAAUUAGCAAUAGGUUUUUUUUAGAACAAUCUGUGGGCAAGGAGCCCUACAGAAGAAAGCAUGCAAUAUGUCGAGUUGUAGGGGCAGGGAAUGGUAACCGUUCUGUGUCUAUUAAAAAGCAUCUCAGUCACAAAUGUGGAUAAUCUUAGGCCAUAUCUUGGCCAAUGGGUGUUUUUAUUGGUUUACAAAAAUACUUGCUUUGUGUAGGCAGUACCAGCCUCCAUAAAGUCUUCAUAUACCUCCUCAUGCUCAUUUUUUAUAGUUUGUAUUUAGGGAAAUAGCUUUUUUCUGGAGGAAACAGGGUCAUAAGAGGAAAGUCCAGAGUGAGGCGUGAAUCUGUUCGUCUUACACAGCGCUUGCCUCGCUGAGUUACUCCUUCAUCCUUCCGGUCCACCCGCUGUUGACCUUAAACAUCAAGGUCUGCAGGUAUACCUAGGAUGGGAAUGGGGCGAUGUGGGACUCCUCUGCUUUGUUUGCUUCUAAGCUACUAUUGUGGGAGAAGACUCCAAAAAUAACUUUUAGUUGGACCUGGCUGUCCACACAGAGGCCCCAGAUCCCACUGUGGAUCUGAGGCCUUUCCGAGGAAACGGCAAUUGUUGGGCGCCUCACCGUGCAAAGCCUCCAUUUCCUUAGCGAAGAAUGAUUUCCUGCAGAGUAGGCAAAUAUAACAGAAUUAGCGUUAGUUGUAAAAGCUGUACUGUGAACUUCCUGCACGCAACUACUUAAUAAAAUCCCAGGCUAGGAUUUUUGAGAUUCAGAUGUCCAGUUCAUACAUUAUAAACAGUUCACACAGGGGCUUUUUAAUUUUUUCUAAGUGCCUUCAGGCAUACUGUUCUUAGAGCUAAUAAUUCAGGUGGCACUGGAACUGGAAAACCCGAACUGAGCCUGUGACUGGGCGAAGCUGCCUUGUGCGUUACACCUGACGUGCACACGAUGCAGUCAUGCUGGCUGUACCUGUGGAAGACCACAUAAUCUGUGCUUGACAAACUGCUGUGGGGGAGCCUGAUUUGGGAUGUGACUGUACAGGGGAAAGUGAACUGGGAAAACUCGCAGAUCGUCUGAUGCUUUAGUAAAUGAAUGAAAGUGGUUGUUGCUUACACUUGCAUUUAAACCGUAAGCAGAACUUUCUCUCUCCACACCUUAAAGUGCAGUUAACCGCCCUGCUCGGUGUGGUUAGCUGUGCAGCAUCCCUGCGUGGACGCACGCCUCGUCCCACGAUUGCUCGUUCCUGAA